CCAAAACAAUAUCAACCGAGCGCGGCAGCAACAACACCUUGAAUAUAGCAGUAUGCAUCACUUUGAAGCUUGAAUCAAUAUGUACAGAAAAUACAUACACACAACUCAUACAAGAUUCUUACAUGUAUUUACAACACCCCCAAUUAAUUUCUUGAAAAACACUGAAGAAAUCUUGGCAACUAAGCUUGCACCCAUUUUAAAAUCUUGCUCAGAUAAUCCAACCCACUGUGAUUUUCUACAAGGCCAACAAGUUCAUUCACAAAUUGUUGUAAAUGGGAUUAAGGGUCUUCUUGGUACAAGAAUCUUGGGUAUGUACAUUCUAUGCGGUAAGUAUUUUGAUGCUAAAAGUUUGUUUUUUCAGCUUGAUUUGUCGUAUGCUUCACCUUGGAAUUGGAUAAUUAGAGGGUUUACUAUGAUGGGUUGUUUUGAUUUUGCCUUGGUAGUUUAUUUUAAGAUGUUGAGUUAUGGUACUUUACCUGAUAAGUAUAGUUUCCCUUAUGUGAUUAAGGCUUGUAGUGGUUUGCAUGCUGUGAAAUUGGGGAAAUUGGUUCAUGAUAUGGUUAGGUUGAGGGGGUUUGAGCUAGAUGUUUAUGUGAGUAGUUCUUUGAUUAAGUUGUAUGCGGAGAAUGGUUGUAUUUUGGAUGCGCGUUGUCUGUUUGAUAAGUUGCCGGUGAAAGAUAGCGUUUUGUGGAAUGUGAUGCUUCAUGGGUAUGUGAGGUAUAGAGAUUCGGGGAAUGUUGUUGGUUUGUUUAGGGAAAUGAGGUACAGUGAUGUAGGACCUAAUUCGGUGACAUAUGCUUGUGUUUUGUCGGUUUGUGCCUCGGAGAUGAUGAUUGAACUUGGGAGUCAGAUUCAUGGGGUUGUUGUUAGAUGUGGGUUGGAGAUGGAUUCACCUGUGGCUAACACAUUGAUUGCUUUGUAUUCUAAAUCAUGUUGGUUGUCUGAUGCACGUGAGUUGUUUGACACAAUACCGGAAAUUGAUUUGGUGAGUUGGAAUGGGAUGAUUGGAGGGUAUGUGUUGAAUGGGUAUAUGCUUGAGGCUCUGGAUUUGUUUCGUAAGAUGGUUUCUGCUUGUGUCAAACCUGACCCAAUCACAUUUGCAAGUUUCCUCCCAUUAGUUUCUGAAACAUCAAGUUUAAAUCAAGGUAAAGAAAUUCACUGUUAUAUAGUAAGACAUGGUGUGCUUACGGAUGUGUUUCUGAAGAAUGCACUUAUUGAUAUGUACUUCAAAUGUAGACAAGUAGAGAUGGCAAAAUGUGUUUUUAGUUGUAACUCUGCAGUAGAUAUUGUCAUUUACUCGGCCAUGAUUUCUGGAUAUGUGAUGAAUGAAAUGAAUGUUGAUGCAAUAGCUGUUUUCCGGUCACUUAUUCAUGAGAAAAUGAAGCCAAAUGUGGUAACUCUGGCAAGUCUUUUGCCAGCUUGUGCUGGUUUGGCUGCUAUUAGUUUGGGGAAGGAAUUGCAUGGUAAUAUCCUUAAACAUGGGCUGGAGGGAAGUUUUCACAUAGGUAGUGCAAUAACCGAUAUGUAUGCAAAAUGUGGAAGAUUAGAUCUUGCUCGCCAAUUUUUUUUUAGGAUGUCCGAAAGGGAUGCUGUUUGCUGGAACUCGAUAAUUACAAGCUGUUCACAAAAUGGAAAUCCAGUAGAGGCCAUUGAUCUUUUUCGUAGAAUGGGUGCUGAAGAUGUUAAUUAUGAUGGUAUAUCCAUAUCGGCCGCUCUUUCUGCAUGUUCAAGUUUAUCAGCACUUCACCAUGGCAAGGAGAUUCAUGGUUUUAUGAUAAGAGGUGUGUUCAGCUUGGAUAUUUUGGCUGAGAGUGCCCUGAUAGAUAUGUAUGCUAAAUGUGGAAACUUGAGAUUAGCACGCUGUGUAUUUGAUAUGAUGCAAGAAAAGAAUGAAGUUUCAUGGAGUAGUAUUAUUGCUGCUUAUGGAAGUCAUGGUUGUCUGAAGGAAGCUCUUGCUCUUUUUCAUGAAAUGAAACAAAUGGGAUUCCAGCCUGAUCAUGUCACUUUUCUUGCCAUAAUAUCUGCUUGUGGCCAUGCUGGUUGUGUUGAAGAAGGAAAGCACUACUUCAAGUGCAUGGAGGAAGAUCAUAAAAUUGCUGCUCGGAUGGAGCAUUAUGCAUGUAUGAUUGAUUUGUUUGCACGGGCUGGUCGUCUAGAAGAAGCAUAUGAAUUCAUAAAGUGCAUGCCUUUUGAUCCAGACGCAGGUGUUUGGGGGACAUUGCUUGGGGCUUGCCGGGUCCAUGGCAAUGUUGACCUUGCGGAAUUGGCUGCUGGAAAUCUGUUCAACUUAGACCCACAAAAUUCUGGCUAUUACGUACUACUAGCAAAUGCACAGGCUGGUGCUGGGAAAUGGGAAGGGGUUCUUAAAACAAGAAGCAUGAUGAAAGAAAGAGGAGUACAAAAAAUACCAGGUUAUAGCUGGAUUGAAGUAAACAAUUACAACCACAUGUUUGUUGCAGCAGACACUAGCCAUUCUUACGCUGCUGAGAUCUAUUCAAUACUGAAUCAUCUUCUUCUGGAACUGAGAAAAGAGGGAUAUGUUCCUCAGCCUUACCUACCACUGCACAUGGAAUCCAGUGAACUAACUUACUUGCGUAAUGAUAUAUGAGCAAUUGAUAUUUAUCUUGGUGGCAAAUAGUGCUCGCCUGUCAGCCAUUGUGGGUGGAGAAACCUCAAAUAUGAUAUCAUUACAGAUUUGAGUGAAUCGAAGAAGAAGUGCAAUUGAUUAGUUUGUCUGUGCUAGGAAUGGAGAAAGUCAGAAGAGCAUCUCAAGCUGGUUCUUGGUGCUAUGAUAAUCGCAGAUCACAAUGACAAUGUAGGAGACAUAAGUACCAUUGAAUCCCUGAGAUAUGACCUCAGUACUAUUUAAGCAGCUACAGAUAGUUUUCCAGAUAGUAAUAGAUUUGGAGAAGGUGGAUUUGGAUCCUCUUACAAAGUAAGAGCAGAUUUCUGUUGGAAUAUGCUUCUGUUUUGUUGGAGCAGAUUUAUGCAGUCAGCCAAAGCUACUUUCUGUAAAUUCUUCGCUUCCACUAUUAUUAUUUCUAUUUUCAAUGCUAAAAACUAUAGGGUGCAUCCGAAAAAGGUCAAGCAAUAGCUGUGAAGAGACUUUCUAGAGGUUCAGAUCAUGGUCAACAAGAAUUCAUUAACGAGGUCAUAUAAGUGGCCAAACUGUAACACAUAAAUUUUGUUAAGACUUGUUGAAUUCUGCUUUUAAGGAAGUGAAAGAGUUCUCAUAUAUGAGUUUACCUAAUGCAAGUCUGUACCGCUUCAUAUCUGGUAUGAAAAUUAUGGAUGGUCCAUUUCAAGAGUUAUACUAUAUGAUUUAGAUAUGGUGAAACGUUAUCUUAUCAGUGAUAUAGGAAGAUAUAAUCAGCUAACUGAAAGAAGCAGUUAUAUUGUAGCAUUAGCGGAAAAGGGAAGAAACCACAGAAUGGGAUCUUGGGAGAAUAGUGUUGAAAUAAUCACAGGUCACAGUCCAGUCACAGACACACUAACAUUAACAUUAAUCUACCUAUCUAAACAGAGUUUGUUCAGAGUCUAUCACUUUCUUUCAAACUUAACCACUUUCUCAUUGUAGGUCAGGGCCCGUAUUUGUAUCUGUAUCUGUCAACUCACUCCCCACUUUCAUUCAAUGUUUCCCAUCUUAUACUAAAAACCAAUCCCCUGUUUUUCAUUUCUCUGCUAAUCUGCAACUUCUCUACACUGUCGGUGUGUUCAUUUUUAUUUUUCACUUUCCUUUUAUUCUCUUUUUCUAUCAACUCUGCUUAUCUUUAUUCCAUUUUCAGGACCAGGAUCCACAACUCAGAUCAGCUGGGCUAUUUAAAGGUACUGUACCGAUGUUCCUUUCUUAUGUGUUUUGUUCUUUGUUAUGUACACUUCUGUGUGUUUGAUUAGUAGAGCAGAUCAUUUGUGAGGAUAUGUUGCCAAGUUCAUUAAUAUUUUUUAAGCACUAUGUAUCUACUUAGCAAUACAAGCAGUUUAUUCGGCAUAAUGGGUUGUAGAAUUGAAUCAGUUUUACUCGCGGGUUUUGUGUUUCUUGAAUGGACUCUUGCUUCUGUGCUGAUUUUUAAUUGUAGGUUUGGACGAUAGUAGGUUUUACAAGAAUUUUCCACUUCCUAUAUGUUCGUUGCCUAUUGAUUGUAUUCGUAAUAGGUUUAGAUUAAUUAAUCACUCAUUUAUGGGACUACGGAUUAUUCAUCCUGUGAUCUAAAAGCUAGCAAUAUUCUACUAGAUGCAUGUAUGAAUCCUAAAAUUGCUGGCAAGACAUUUUGACUUGGAUGAAACUCGAGCAAUGACAAAUAAAAUUGUGGGAACAUAGUAAGUUUUCUUACCAUUGUUUGCACCAGUAGUAGGCUAAAGCAGAAUGGCCGCAUAUAGUAAUGCCAGAAAUUAUUUAGUUUUCUGAAAAUUGAGUUCUGUAAACAGUAUCUUCCUGUAAAUUGCAGUGGGAAUAUGGCACCGAAAUAUGCAAUGUAUGGCAAGUUCUCGGUUAAGUCUGAUGUGUUUAGUUUUGGCGUAUUAGUUUUGAUAAUACUUGGUGGUAGUUUGAACUAUUAAUUUCUUCAAUGGUCACUAUGUUCUGUAUUACUUAAGUACUUGAUGCAUAACUGAUAACACUAAAUGUGAAAGAAGAAGCUGGAAGUUGGUCAGUAAAUUGAUCGCCUGGAAGGACUAAAACUGAAGGGAAUAUGUAAAGGAAGAGGAGAGACAUAGUAGAUGUGAUAGAGUCAGUGAUCGAAGAGUUGGAAGAAAAGUGAGAGAAAGUAUACAUAAGUAUACCAGUAUUUAGCCAACACAGUGCGUUUAGUUACUUCAGUUCGUACACGUGAUAUGGUAUUUUUAUCCAAUGCAAUGGUUUUCAACAGAUUUAUAACUAAUUAUAUAACCUGUAAACACAUAUAUUUGGUUUAUUAGUAUAUGCAUAUGUUUAAGCAGUUGUUGCAUUAUAUCCUUUUACAUGACAGAUAAAUCAGCUACUUUACUUCUCUGGAUUCUCCUUGUAAUAGCAUUACUCAUUAAAUCAUUGUUAUGGAAGCAUGUUGAUCAAGGCGAGGGGUCACCUUGCUAGCUUUGUAAGUUGCAUUAUCUUAAAUUCCAAAUAUAUUUGACUACAUUCAAGCAUCAUUUCGAAUUUAAAUUCUGUUCGUUUGCUUUCUUUUGAAGUUUGUUCCGAAACAACUGUUUGAUUUGUUUUGUUUGAUUUUUUUUCUUAUUUCAAAAAUUAUACGAGAAGUCAUCCUCAUCUACUCAAAAAGAAAACUAACUUAAUUGAAAUAUAGCUAAAUAUUCGAUUCACUCUUACACUCUUUAUGACUAAGAAUAUUUUCUUAUAUUCCAACAAACACAAAAUAAAAGUUUUCAGAAAUUAUAAGUUAUAUAAUCUUUUUAAAAUAUUUAUUUUUUAUAAUUUUCUCACUCGCGCGAAGCGCGUUUUUUUCACUAGUUUCUUCUUAAAAUAAGGGAAACUUGUUGUUGACUUAAUAGUUGAUACGACUUUCUCAGGUCAUAUUAACCAUUGAUGACAGAUUAGAUCAAGUUAAUUAAUUCAAUGCAUUUAAAAUGUGAAAUAUAUAAGUGCUAUGGUCUGUGGCUAUACUUAUAGUGGAAUAAUGUUUGCUUGUGAGAUACUUUGUUCAGUAUUUACCAGAUUUGAUGAUCAGGUGUUAAAGUUGCCUUCAGCUGGAAUAGAGGCUAGAAUAUUCACAGCAAUAAUGUUAAACUUAUGAGAUCCAGUGAUGUUAUUGAGGUAGAAUCAGAAGAUGUUCUGAACAAAUCUGGGGGCCCUAUUUUUCAAAACCGAGCCAGCUAGCCAACAGCACCAACUUGCUUCGAGCAGACUUGCUCCAAGGGGGCCAGAGCCAACAAAUAUUAAUGUAUUUUUGGAGCAGGUGUACAAGUAUUGGCCAGUCAGAGCCAUUGAAAUUGAGCUGCUUCGUCAUCACACUGUUGCGUGUCUGGAUCUGAAGUCUGAACCGGGGAGGAGUUUUUGCAUUUGUUUACAGCUGUAACUUUUACUGUGAGUGUGGCUUUUUCCUGCCGGCUUACUGCACCGUGAAUCGUCAAAGUGUAUCAGAAUAUGCUUUAGCUUUACCGGAAAUGCAAAAGGGAUGUACAAGUUUGGCACUAGACUAUGAAUUCGCAGCUUCGUCAAAGAAAUGAAUUCAAGGCAAAUUAUACGAGGAGCUAUACAUUCACAGAAGUGAAAGGGUAAAAGUUGGAGUCGAGACUAUGAACAUAAGUUUAUAGACCAGCAGCAGGCUUGCUUUAUCAACCUCCAGAAUUAUGCUUAGAAUUUUCACGACUAAUAUCCAUAAUCUUUUUCUUAACCGUCCAUAAGAGCUUGUAAUGCUAUGACAUGAUGUUAUAAGCUGCAUUCUAUUGUCUCUCAAAGGAUAAGCUGAUAUUACUAAAUAGGAAAAUAUUGUCCAGUUCUUAAUGACCUCUCAAUCUGUUAGACAAUCCAGGAUCCUUAAUGAGCUAAUUGUAUUGAUAAAUC
This is a messenger RNA of Daucus carota subsp. sativus, 6496 nucleotides long. RefSeq names its product pentatricopeptide repeat-containing protein At4g21300. NCBI's taxonomy places the organism in Eukaryota, Viridiplantae, Streptophyta, Magnoliopsida, Apiales, Apiaceae. Gene Ontology annotation, molecular function: protein binding. The coding region runs from base 80 to 2608 and encodes 842 amino acids. The transcript is spliced from 4 exons. The record is from RefSeq and is a predicted model, not a curated record.